This is a messenger RNA of Nymphaea colorata (pocket water lily), 1291 nucleotides long. RefSeq lists its product as uncharacterized. The record is from RefSeq and is a predicted model, not a curated record. The coding region runs from base 349 to 918 and encodes 189 amino acids. The transcript has 2 exons. NCBI's taxonomy places the organism in Eukaryota, Viridiplantae, Streptophyta, Magnoliopsida, Nymphaeales, Nymphaeaceae.
UUUCACGUGCUUCUUCCAUGUCCUCCUCUCAAUUAUGCAGUGUAAAGAAAAACACAUGAGCCAGUUCUCACCUCCCUCAUUGGCAACUGGCAUUCCACCCAGAACACAAGAACUGCUCUGGACUCUCUGACCCAUCUUCCCAAAACCCCCCAAUCAACCUCCAUCCCCCUCAUUUCACCCCUCCUUUUCUCCCUGCCGCCUCCCCAGUUUUUACUCUCUCUCUCUCUCUCUAAGAUCUCCAAGAUCUCCAGAGUCCCCAUCUUCCUUUUCUUCAUUACCUCCACUUCUCCCUUCCGAAAUCACACCUUUCUUCUUUCAUCCUUCUCACUUGUGGCAAACCUCAUAAAAAUGUUUCCUUUCUCUUUCCCACCAAGAAUUCUUCUUGCCAUCCUCGUCAUUCUCCUGGUCAUCGAUUUCUCAGCCUCCCAGAAAGACGCAGAGCCCGAAACCAUUUAUGACGUCCUGAAAAUCCACGGCCUUCCAAUUGGGCUGCUGCCCAAAGGAGUGAGCAAUUUCAGCAUAGAUGCUGAGGGGAACUUUGAGGUCCAUCUGGAUCAGGCCUGCAAUACAAAGUUUGAGAACCAAGUACACUAUGAGAAGAAUAUAUCGGGUACCCUGAGCUAUGGGCAGAUUGGGGCUGUUUCUGGUAUCUCUGCCCAGGAACUCUUCCUUUGGUUCCCUGUGAAGGGCAUCAGAGUGGACGUUCCCAGCUCCGGCCUGAUCUAUUUUGAUGUGGGUGUCAUCUACAAACAGUUCUCGCUGUCCCUAUUUGAGAUACCACGCGAAUGCAGGGUGGUUGAUCAUGACAAUGCUCCUGAUCUUCUUCAGGGAAAAAGGAUUGCUGAUGCUGUUCUUAAGAGCACAAAGGGAAAGCUCCGCUAUGAAUAUGAUCAGGAUGUUCAAAUGGCCGUGCUAUGAACACUAGAAGUUGCCAAUCAGCUGGUUGUGAUUCAUCAAGCUAUAGAUAUGGGUCUCUCUUGCCAUCAAGACAAGUCUCAGAAAGUGUGGUCUAGCAGGUUGUAUGCUUCCACAGUGUGCUUGAACUAGAGUACAGACUGAGUUGGAUUUCUGUCAGUGAGAGCAUGAAAUUUUGACAGGAUGAGGAUGUGUGCUGCGUGCAUUAAUAGACAGAGGAAGCGGAAGAGAUGAAAUCAUGAUGUACAAUCAAAUUAUGUCAAGGUGAUUGAGCCAAUUAGUUUGAUAAGCUGUCCGUUUCAGGUUUUGAUAAUGUGGUAUUUUGUAAAAGCAAAUUAUAAUUUUGUGAAAUAUGGAGUUGAGUCAUUUGUGUCAA